UAUAUUCCAAAACUGCUUUUGUGAAACCCUUAAACCCGCCACUCUUCUACUAAUUCAAAAAAACAGUGGAUCGUCUUCUUCAACCUCUAGCCAAUUCUUGAAAAGAUGGCGCCGAAAGGAAAAGGAAAGCAGAAAGGGAAAGGAAGUUCCAAGAAAACAGAGAACAGAGCUCAAGAACCAAAUUGCAUUUUCAAGCCAGAAAUCAUCUCUAACAUUCUCUCUCGGCUUCCUCUGAAGACCCUUUUACAAUUCAGGUCUGUUUGCAAGCAGUGGCGGAAGCUCAUUUACAAGCCCGAUUUCAUCGUCACCCAUUACCGCCAUUCCUCUUCUUUGCAACGCACUGAUUCAUCCAUGAUUAUUAUACAGUCCCGACAUGAUGGAAGGUUUAAUCAUAAUGUACUCGUACAGUACAAACCCCCUCUACCACCUGUGCAAGUGAAAAAUCCUUAUCCUAUCGUCUUUCCCAAAAUGUCCAUUGCCGGUCCUGUCAAUGGCAUUCUCUGCAUUUUUCAGCCACCUCUGGGCGAUGCACUUACACUUUGGAAUCCAGCAAUGAACAAGUCUAAGAUGGUCAUGCUUUCUAAAACCACCAACCCCUCUCAGAAAGUAUCGGUGGGAUUGGCCUUUGAUUCACAGAAAAAGGAUUUGUUGAUCUUGAAAAUCUUUUGUGUUCCCCCAUUUCCAGGAUGUACCAAAACUAAAGUGGAAUUCGAAAUACGUGAAAUGAAGUAUCCUUUAGGAUGGGAAAAGCUGAAAAGUAGAACAAACUAUUUUUAUAUUGACAAGCCUUCUUGUGAUGCGAUCUUUAAAGCGGAGCCUUAUUGGUUGGCUUAUGAUUAUGAAGAGUAUAUUCCCGGCAAGUAUCAGAGGUUGGUGCACUUUGAAGUGAGUAAAAUGGAUUUUGAAUGGUGGAUACUGCCAUUUAUUGGAGUAGGGGAUUAUUAUGCGAAUCUUGCGGAUUUUGAGGAUUCUCUUGGAUUUAUGGUCUGGACGAAAACAGAAAAUUCCUAUAUUGAUGUUUGGGAAGUGGAUGAUAAGAAAUUUCAAUGGAGAAAGAAAUGUAAGAUAGGACCGUUAUUUGGGUUUGACAGAAUUUUGGGCUGUUUGAGGAAUGGUGAAAUUGUAGCCGAGAAUGAAGAAGGGGUGCUGUUGUUUUACACAGUGAAUAAAUCAGAAUUGGCAGUUCAGAAUGAUGAGAACCUUUAUCCUUGCUCAGUUAAGAACACAUUGACAGUGGGGAAUUCUGAGAAAGGAUCACACGUGAUUUUUGACUGCCCAGAGGGCCUACUUUUGAUCGAAGGGAUGGUCACAGUUGAUCCGCAAGAUGUCUUGAAAUGGCAAAGUAUCUUAAGCACUAACGAAGACUUCAUACGGCAGCUGUGACAACUCUCAGUAUUCACUUCAUAACAUCUGUCUUGUGUUCCCUUUUCAA
Molecule: messenger RNA, 1432 nt
Organism: Capsicum annuum
Lineage: Eukaryota; Viridiplantae; Streptophyta; Magnoliopsida; Solanales; Solanaceae
Product: putative F-box/LRR-repeat/kelch-repeat protein At1g11620
Exons: 2
Coding region: 106-1383 (425 amino acids)
Molecular function (GO): protein binding
Source: RefSeq, a predicted model, not a curated record